Messenger RNA from Pyricularia oryzae 70-15, 372 nucleotides. Its product is annotated as 2,2-dialkylglycine decarboxylase. Bases 1 to 372 code for a protein of 123 amino acids. The transcript has 2 exons. NCBI's taxonomy places the organism in Eukaryota, Fungi, Ascomycota, Sordariomycetes, Magnaporthales, Pyriculariaceae. The record is from RefSeq and is a predicted model, not a curated record.
AUGUCCGGACAGCCCGCCUUCCCCGCUCCUACGCGUACCGGUCUGUGUUCUGCCGGCAGGACGGGUCACCGCCAAAAUGUGGACUCCCUGGCCGGCUUCAUCAUGGAGUCCAUCCUGUCCACCGGCGGGAUCGUCCCGCCCAAGGGUUACCUGAAGAGAGUGACAGAAGAGUGCAGGAAGCGCGGUAGGGUUUUGUUCCAAGCCAUCGAGACUACAUCCGACGCCGUUGCCAAGGCUCCAGGGCCUGAGCUGGGGCAAGCCGUUUGGGGCAGGGCGCUCAAGCUUGGUCUCUCGUGCAACGUGGUCAACUGGCCUGGUAUGGGUGGUGUGUUCCGACUGGCCCCUCUGAUCGCAGUCACUGAGGAUGAUUGA